AUGGCCUCUAUUCGCGUUCUUUCCUUCGAUGCUGAGGGCCGUCCCGUGCAGUUCACUUCCUGGCUCGAUGACCUGCAGUUGUAUCUUAUGAGCAAUAGCACGGACCACAUCUCCCUCUAUGACUACGCGUCUGGUGCUGCCGCUGCUCCUGCUGCCACAGCCGAGCUUAGUGUACGUUCACAGUGGCAGACUCGUGACGCUGCAGCUCGCCUGGCUAUUCGCAGUCACCUGCCGUUAGCUGAGCUAGAGCACUUUGGCGACUGCAAAACCGCUAAGGCCCUAUAUGACGCUGUCGUUGCUCGCUACUCCUCACCUGCCACAGCCGAGCUUAGCCGUCUCAUGCUGCCUUACCUGUUCCCUGACCUGUCCACCUUUGCUACAGUCGCCGAUCUUAUCACCCACCUUCGCACUAGUGAUGCUCGCCUGCGUGCCGCCCUUCCCACCGAGUUCUGCGCUAAGAACCCCCCUCCCCUGUACUGGACACUCCACUUCAUAGUCACCCGUCUCCCUGACACCCUCAGCUCAGUGCGCGACUAUUUCCUUGCUCGCUGUCCCACUGAGCUCACUGUCGCCCUCCUAGAGGAGAAGCUGCUAGCAGCCGAGAAGAGCAUUGUGGCUGUUGGUGCUGCUCGCGGCGCUCCUCGCACCCCCAUCUUUGAGGGGUGCUCUCCCUCUCCCCUCGCUCCCUCCUAUGCUACUGCUGCUGCUGUUGACUUCCUUGGUGCUGAGUCUGCUGGCGCUGCUUCUGCUCCUGGUGGGAGGCGCCGCACCGGCAAGGGCAAGGGGGGCAAGGGUGGCGGGGGUGGCGCUGGGGGGGGAGGGGGUGGGGGAGGUGGGGGGGGAGGCGGUGCUGGAGGGAGCGGUGGCGGGAGUGCCGGUGGGAGUGGGGCCGGCGGCGGAGGCGGGGGCGGCGGCGGGAGCAGUGGCGGUGGUGGCAGCGGCGGCGGUGGCGGCGGUGGCGGUAGUGGCGGUGGCGGUGGCGGUGGUGGCGGUCGGAGCGGAGGUAGUGGCGGCGGUGGAGGUCGGAGUGGAGGCACCGGCUCGGGCCAGAGCUCCCAGCAGCAGCAGCGUCCCCAGUCGACCCAGCAGCUUCGUGAGUGGCUUGCUCAGCGUGGGACGUCGGGGGGCAGUGGCCGCUGUUCCUAUGUCAUUCGCACAGGUGAUCGCAAGGGGCAGACGUGUGGAAAGUUCCACACUCAGUACCGCUGCUUCUUCCGCCUUGACGACGCUUGGCGUGAGGAGAUGGGCGAGGAUGUUGAGCGCCCUCGCUGGGCUGAGCUGAUGAGGGCUGGUGUUGAUAUCUUUGCUCUUGACUAUGAUGCUAUUAUUGCUGCCAUGUAUGCAUUGACUGUUAGUGCCGAGGGAGACUGUUACUUGUGUGUGCCGCCUGACCCAGGUAUAGAGCCCGCUGCCCUAGGUGCUAGUGAGUCUGCUCUCUCUGGUAUGGUGCCCCCUGUACCUGCUCCCUCCAGUGCUGUCCCGGCUGUUUGCGAGUCUGCUCUCUCAGGUACAGCACCCACAGAGACUGCUCUCUCAGGUACCGCACCGGCUGAGGCCUGUCACACCUUCACCCUUGACUCAGGUGCUUCCCGCUGUUUCUUUCGUGACAGUACUGAGCUCACACCGCUUCCUGCACCGGUCCCAGUCUCCUUGGCUGACCCCUCUAGGGGCCCAGUCCUUGCACAGUCCACCACUGUGCUCCCUUGUCCGGCGGUUCCGUCUGGCUCGUUGACGGGUUUCCACCUCCCCUCGUUCUCGACGAACCUGGUGAGCAACGCUGUCAUCCAGGAUCAGUGGGUUGACACCUUUACCCCUGGAGGACAGCGUGUGGCGAUCUGCACGUGCUCCAGGACCGGCCGUCACCUGGCUACGUUUACCCGUCGGCCGGGGUCGAGUCUCUACACACUGACCACUGCGUCUCCUCAGGUCGCUGCUGUCGGUCAGGUGUCUGCGUCAGGUCUGGUGGCCCACGCCUGUGAGUGUCGUUCCCUGUCGCACCAGACUCUUCUCUGGCACCACCGCCUGGGUCACCCCUCCUUGCCACGCCUUCGUGGCAUGCACCGUCGCCACCUUGUGUCUGGUCUUCCCAGGUCCCUCCCUCCCCUCCCUGCCUCGCCUGCGCCGCCUUGCCUUCCUUGUGUCGAGGGGCGGCAGCGCGUCGCUCCUCACUCCUCCUCGUUCCCCCCGACAGAGGCUCCUCUGCAGACCCUCCACCUGGACGUGUGGGGCCCAGCCCGCGUUCGUGGUCAGGGCGGUGAGCGGUAUUUUUUGCUGGUUGUCGACGACUACUCGCGUUACACCACGGUCUUCCCCUUGCGCACCAAGGGUGAGGUCCCUGCUGUUCUGAUCCCUUGGAUCCGCACAGUUCGUCUCCAGCUCCGCCGCCGUUUCCGGACGGAUCUUCCUGUCCUGCGUCUGCACUCUGACAGAGGUGGUGAGUUCUCCUCCGAUCUCUUGAGGACCUUCUGUCAGGCGGAGGGCAUCGAGCAGACCUUCACGCUUCCGGACUCCCCACAGCAGAAUGGGGUUGCUGAGCGCCGCAUUGGCCUGGUCAUGGAGGUCGCUCGUACCUCCUUGGUCCACGCGGCGGCUCCCCAUUUUCUGUGGCCGUUUGCUGUCCGGUACGCCGCGCAUCAGCUCAACCUCUGGCCCCGUGUCUCCUUGCCGGAGACCUCGCCCACACUGCGUUGGACGGGGGAGGUUGGCGAUGCGUCGCGCUUCCGGGUGUGGGGUGCUCGUGCCCUUGUCCGCGAUACGUCCGCGGACAAGCUCUCCUCCCGCACGCUUCCCUGUGUCUUCCUUGGCUUUGUCCCUGACGCGCCUGGCUGGCAGUUUUACCACCCCACCUCGCGCCGGGUCUUCGCCUCUCAGGAUGUCACCUUUGACGAGUCGGUGUCUCUCAGGUAG
Messenger RNA from Closterium sp. Yama58-4, 2907 nucleotides. The record is from the annotation of a GenBank genome assembly. NCBI's taxonomy places the organism in Eukaryota, Viridiplantae, Streptophyta, Zygnematophyceae, Desmidiales, Closteriaceae.